AUGAUAAUAGGUUGGCCCAACCCUGACAUCUCAACUGGAUAUCUGAGGACUCUAAAAAUGGGAAAAAAGGUCAGUGAAGUGAAUGGUGAUGAUGUCACUUGUGUCAUAAGAAAUUCUGCUACUCUUGCUGGGUCACUGUAUACUUUACAUGUCUCUCAAAUUCGUAUUGUUCUUCCCACUCUAGCCAAUAAGGAUAAGGAGGUAAUAAGCACGUGGGGUGUUCAAAACAAUAUAGAUUUCCUCUCAUUAUCAUACACCAGGCACGCCGAAGAUGUUCGCCAUGCCUGUGCCUUUCUCUCUAAAUUAGGUGACCUCAAACAGACACAGAUAAAAGCUGGAUUGACACAUUUUGAUGAGAUAUUGCGAGAAGCGGAUGGUAUCAUCCUCUCACGUGGAAAUUUGGGGAUAGAUCUUCCACCUGAGAAGGCAAGGCAAUCACUUCUUGUGAGAGGUCUUUUCCCUAUGCUGGCAGAUCCACGACAUCCACAUGUCUUUUGGGAACAGGCCGAGUCUAAAAGUGGAACAAAUGAAUCAAUUUUGAAGGUUGCUUUAGACCAUGGCAAGGCUUUUGGUAUCAUAAAGCCACAUGAUCGAGUUGUUGUUUGCCAGAAAGUUGGUGAUUCCUCAGUUGUGAAGAUUAUUGAGCUUGACCAUUAG
This is a messenger RNA of Sphenostylis stenocarpa, 657 nucleotides long. The record is from the annotation of a GenBank genome assembly. Lineage: Eukaryota; Viridiplantae; Streptophyta; Magnoliopsida; Fabales; Fabaceae.